AUGCGGCCGGACCGCAAACAACCCCUCACAAGCGCAACGCCGCUCCCCAACCCCCGACCCAAGUCCCAAUCCCGCGCCAGCAAGCGCAUGGCCCGCGACAUGACGCCCCGGCAAAGCAUGGGCAUGGGCUUCUGGCCCUCCGCCGCCGAAGAAAUCCCGCUUGAACCAACAAUGCCCAUGCGCAUGACGCGGCGGUCCCUCUUCUUCAUGUCGGAGUGGGCGGACUCGCGCGAGGAGCUGCCGAUGCCCAUGGACGCGGGCGCGGGCGCAAUGCGCCUGAAUCGCGGGAGCAUGCUGCUGCUCGGCGACAAACACGUAGACAAAGAUAAGGAGAAGGAGGUGCUCGAUGCGCAGAUCGCGAUGCCCACGCCGCAGGUCGGGUACUUUAAGAUCUACUCGUAUGCGACCGGGUGGGAUUUGGUGCUGCUUAUUGUGGGCGCGUGCUGUGCUGUUGCGGGGGGUGCGGCGUUGCCGCUUUUUACGGUGUUCUUCGGAAACAUCACGUCGACGUUCCGCGAGGUCGCGGCGUACCAGAUGAGCUACGAUGACUUCUACCACACGCUCACCAAGAACGUCUUCUACUUCCUGUACCUGGGCAUCGGCGAGUUCCUGACCAUCGGCACGGCAACGUUCGCCUUCGUGCACACGGGGAACUCGGUGACGCAGAAGAUCAGAGUGCGCUACCUGCAGGCCAUCCUGCAGCAGAACAUCGCCUUCUUCGACUCGCUGGGCGCCGGCGAAAUCACAACCCGGAUCUCAGGCGACAUGCAUCUGAUCCAGGACGGGAUCUCCGAGAAAGCCUCGCUCGUCUUAACGGGUGUCGCCUCCUUCGUGACGGCCUUCGUCAUCGCGUUCGUCAAGUACUGGAAGCUGGCACUCAUCUCGACAAGCACCCUCGGCGCCCUCCUGCUCAUCAUGGGCGCCGGGUCGACCGUGUCCGUCAUCUACUCCAAGCGCAGCAUCGAAUGCUACGGGCGCGGCGGCAGCAUCGCAGACAACGUGCUCAACUCCAUCCGCACGGUCGCAGCGUUCGGCGCCCAGGAAGCCCUCGCCCGCAAAUACGACACGCACCUCCGCGAGGCAGAGAAGUACGGGCGCAUCGUGCAGAUGACCUUCGCGCUCGUCAUCGCCGGGAUCUUAGGGGUUAUGUACCUGAACUACGGCCUGGGCCUGUGGAUGGGCAGCCGCUUCCUGGUCGAGGACUCGGAGAAUGUCCAGCCCGGCGAUAUCCUGACCAUCAUGAUGAGCAUCAUCCUGGGCUCGUAUGCCCUCGGCAACGUGGCUCCAAACAUCCAGGCCUUCAGCGACGCCGUGGCAGCGGCAACCAAGAUCCUGGGCACGAUUGAGCGCCAGUCCCCGCUCAACGCCAUGUCCAGCGAGGGCAACAAGCUGCCCAGCGUGCGCGGCGAGAUCCGCCUGCGCAACAUCCGCCACGCGUAUCCCUCUCGUCCGGAAGUGACUGUAAUGGACCAAUUCAACCUGCGCAUUCCAGCAGGCAAAACAACAGCCUUUGUUGGCCCCUCCGGCUCCGGAAAGAGCACGAUCAUCGGCCUCCUCGAGCGCUUCUACAACCCGGUCGCCGGAACCGUCAUGCUAGACGGGCACGACAUCGAGACGCUCAACCUGCAGUGGCUGCGCCAGCAAAUCAGCCUCGUCGGGCAGGAACCGCAGCUCUUCACAGCCAGCAUCUACGAGAACAUCAAGUACGGGCUGAUCGGGUCGGAGUUUGAAAAGGAGAGCGAGUGUGCGAUCCGCGCGCGCGUCGUCAGGGCCGCCAGUAUCGCGGACGCGCACGAUUUCGUCAGCGCCCUGCCGGCCGGGUACGAGACGAACAUCGGCUCUUGUGCGUUGUCCGGUGGCCAGAAGCAGCGGAUUGCGAUUGCACGGGCGAUUGUCAAGGAGCCGAAGAUUUUAUUGCUUGAUGAGGCGACGAGUGCGCUGGAUACGAAGAGUGAGGGACUCGUUCAGGCGGCGCUUGACCGUGCGGCUGAAGGACGCACGACGAUCGUCAUUGCGCACCGCUUGUCGACGAUCAAGAACGCGCAUAAUAUUGUCGUCAUGAAGGCUGGCAAGAUCGCGGAGCAGGGGACGCACGGGCAGCUGCUGGAGAAGCAGGGCGUGUAUGCGAGUCUGGUGCAGGCGCAGAGCAUCAAGGACGCCGGGGUGGAAGACGGGUACGACAAGGAGCUCGCGACGCUGUGGAUCGACGAGGAGGACUCGGAUCUCAGCGACGACGACUCGGAGAUGCAGGCGCGCCUGUGGAAGCGCGCGAGCAUGUUCCCCGGCAUGGCGAAGCCGAAGCCGCAGCACUUUUCGCUGUGGACGCUCAUCGGCUUCAUUGCCAAGUUCAACAAGCGCGAGAAGUACAUCAUGGGCUUGGGUCUGGUGCUCUCGCUCUUUGCUGGGUGUGUGCAGCCCGCGCAGUCGGUGCUCCUGGCCAAGGCUGUCAAUGCCAUUUCCACGCCCAUCAGCCAGCCCGACAAGCUGCGGCACGACACGAACUUCUGGGCCUCCAUGUUCCUCAUGACGGGGCUGGUCACUAUCUUCCUGUUUGGGUCUCAGGGCAGCUUAUUCGCGUUCAGCGCGGAGAAGCUUGUGCGUCGGGCACGAAGCAAGACGUUCCGCGUCCUCCUCGGCCAGGACAUCACCUUCUUCGACGAGGAGGAGAACACCCCCGGCACCCUGACCUCCAUGCUGGCCACCGACAUCAAGAACCUCGCCGGCAUCAGCGGCGCAACCCUAGGCACCCUGCUCAUCGUCACAGUCAACCUCUUCGGCUCAUUAAUAGUCGCCCACGCCCUAGGCUGGAAGCUCGCGCUCGUCUGCUCCUCCGCCGUCCCCCUCCUCCUCCUCUCCGGCUUCCUGCGAACCUGGAUCCUCAGCCGCUUCCAAGCGCGCGGCCGCACCGUGUACCAGAAAUCCGCCAGCGACGUCAGCGAGGCCGUCACCGCCAUCCGCACCGUCGUCUCCCUAACAAUGGAGCAAGUCAUCCUGGACGCCUACAAGGCGCAGACAGCGCAGCAAGUCCGCGCCGACAUCCCCACCGUCCUGCGCUCCAGCUUCCUGUACGCCUGCUCCGAGGCCCUGCAGUUCUUCUGCAUGGCCCUGGGCUUCUGGUACGGCGGCACCCUCCUCGGACACCACGAGUACAGCAUCUUCCAUUUCUACGUGUGCUUCAGCGAGGUGAUCUUCGGCGCGCAGGCCGCCGGCAGCGUCUUCUCCUACGCACCUGGCAUGUCCAAGGCGAAGCACGCAGCCGGCGAGCUGAAGGCACUGUACUCCCGCAAACCGCGCAUCCACGGGCGCAAUGUGAUCGGGAACUCGCGCCCUGCAGCGCGGAACGUCCUCCCCGUCCCGCCCUCACUCAAGGGUGCCAUCGAGUUCAGGAACGUCUACUUCCGCUACCCCACCCGCAUGAGCGUCCCCGUGUUAUCGGGUCUCAACCUGGACAUCAGGCCCGGCCAGUUCGUGGCCUUCGUGGGUGCUUCCGGCUGCGGCAAGUCCACGACCAUUGCGCUCCUCGAGCGCUUCUAUAACCCUCUCCCUGGGAGCGGGGGGAUCUUCGUUGAUGGACGCGAUAUCUCAACCCUCGAUCUGCAGGGUUAUCGCCGCCAGCUGGCGUUUGUGGGGCAGGAGCCGGCGCUGUUUCAGGGGACCAUUAAGGAGAAUAUCCUCCUUGGUAUGAGGGAUGGCGAGGUCGACGAUGACGCCAUCAUCAAGGCGUGUCGCGAUGCGAAUAUCUAUGAUUUCAUUAUUUCGUUGCCACAAGCCUUCAACACCGAAGUAGGAAGCAAAGGAGGCAUGCUCUCAGGAGGCCAGAAGCAGCGUAUCGCGAUUGCACGCGCAUUGCUCCGAAACCCGCGCAUCUUGUUGCUCGACGAAGCGACCUCCGCGCUGGACAGCGAGAGCGAGCGCGUCGUGCAAGCGGCGCUGGAUAACGCGGCGAAGGGCCGGACGACGCUUGCGGUGGCGCAUCGGCUGAGCACGAUCCAGCGCGCGGAUGUCAUUUAUGUGCUUGCGAACGGGAAGGUGGUGGAGAUGGGGGCUCAUGAGGAGUUGUUGAGGAGGAGAGGGCAUUAUUUUGAUUUGGUGAAUUUGCAGAGUUUGGGGUAG
Messenger RNA from Aspergillus mulundensis, 4113 nucleotides. RefSeq lists its product as uncharacterized. The transcript is spliced from 3 exons. The record is from RefSeq and is a predicted model, not a curated record. Gene Ontology annotation, cellular component: membrane. The coding region runs from base 1 to 4113 and encodes 1370 amino acids. Gene Ontology annotation, biological process: transmembrane transport. Lineage: Eukaryota; Fungi; Ascomycota; Eurotiomycetes; Eurotiales; Aspergillaceae. Gene Ontology annotation, molecular function: ATP hydrolysis activity; ABC-type transporter activity; ATP binding.